Messenger RNA from Trifolium pratense (red clover), 987 nucleotides. Its product is annotated as F-box/kelch-repeat protein At3g23880-like. The record is from RefSeq and is a predicted model, not a curated record. Bases 1 to 987 code for a protein of 328 amino acids. The transcript has a single exon. NCBI's taxonomy places the organism in Eukaryota, Viridiplantae, Streptophyta, Magnoliopsida, Fabales, Fabaceae.
AUGCACCUUAAUCAAUCUUCACAAAACUCAAACUUCUGUGCUAUCUCUAAUUACAAUAAGAUUUCCAAGCAGAAGGAUGAUUACAGUUUCAUAAGCUUCUCCAUCAACCUUCCCAGUGAUCCUUACUAUCGUUUGAUUGACAAGGACUGUCAUGAAAUUGUUGGUUCCUGCAAUGGAUUGGUCUGCUUGCUUGGUUAUUCUCUUACCGAAGAGGACAACGAUGAGCACAAGGAGAAGUGGCUCCGUAUAUGGAACCCCGCCACCAGGACAAUAUCUGAUAAAUUAGAGUAUUUUAUUUUUAGUGAUGACAAGUAUUAUUUUUGUAAGUUUCUGUUUGGUUAUGACAAUACAACUGACACUUAUAAGGUUGUGGCGUUACAUAUGAGUAAUGACUCGACAACAGAGGUGCAAAUUCUUAGUUUUGGGGAAAAUAUUUGGAGAAAUAUUGGAAGUUUUACCGGCAUGUCUCUUCAGUCCUUCUAUUUUAAGUAUGGAUGGCAUGGCGGUGUACAUUUGAAUUGCACUGUUAAUUGGUUGGCAUAUAUAUAUAUUAUGGAUGUUGAUGACUUUCGGUUGGGGAUUAUUUCGCUCGACAUGGGUACAGAGACACACACAAAUUUACUGCACCCACCAGUUUUUCUUGAAGUGAGUUUACUACAAAAAGGUGUUUGUGUGUUGAUGAACUCCCUUUGUUUUUAUCAUGAUUUGAAGGGAACCUAUUUAGUUAUAUGGAAGAUGACAAAAUUUGGUGACGAAAAGUCUUGGACUCAAUUCUUUAAAUUUAGAUAUCAAAUUCUUCAGAUAAACUUUAGAUGUGGUAAUCUUUUUGAGUAUGGUGAUACACUGGUUUUCACAGAGUACCUAGAAGACCAAGCAAUUCUCUAUAAUUGGAGAAAUAAUAGAGUAGUGAAACAAAAAAGUGUCGACGAAAAGAUACAUUGGUUCUCUGUAAUGAAUUAUGUUGAAAGCUUGGUUUCAACUUGUUGA